AACAUUACUCCGCAAUUUGUCAGCAAUAAUUUACAGGUUUCAGCGCGUGGUCGUCGAUUACACAUUCUGUCUGCACAGGCUGCGGACACCGAUCGUUUCACUUGCUUUGCGAGAAAUUCGGCUGGGGAAGCGCGUAAAAGUUACGAUCUGAAAGUUUUAGUUCGUCCAACAAUCAACGAGAGCACUUCAUCGCUACCCUUACAAACAAUUAUACCGGGAACUGCGUUUGCCGUUGAAUGUAAAGUGGAGGCAAUCCCAGAUGCUGAGGUCUGUUUGUUAAUCCUGCUGAAUAUUUGA
Anisakis simplex (herring worm) is the source of this 297-nucleotide messenger RNA. Lineage: Eukaryota; Metazoa; Nematoda; Chromadorea; Rhabditida; Anisakidae. The record is from the annotation of a GenBank genome assembly.